GACCUCCCCUCGGCAUCUCAGGCAGCCAGGCCCUUUCUGACCCCCUGCCUCUACCGCCCGUGAGACCCGUGGCCCCAGUGCGGGCGAGCCGUUUAGGAGUCCUUGCCCGAGGAAAUCCGGUGAAGGAAUACAGAAGAGGAAGGCGCCGGUUGCUUUGUACUGAAGGAAAAGUAGCGCGGCGCUCCAGCUUCCAUCUGCUGGAGAAGUGCACUCACCCAUCCUUGGGGGGCCUUGCAAGAGGACUGCGCACCAGAACGGCUUUCUGCCAGGCCCCGGGGCUGCGCUUUCCAUGCUCUAGCAGCCACCCCUUCUAGUUUAUGCAAGUAGAUUUCUGAUCUCUGAAGCAUCACAACAGCUGCAUGGUUCUGAUAAUUAAAGAGGUUUGGAGGUUGCUAUGUUAAAGCUGCUUGUCCUUGGAGUAUUGCUUCAUGGUGUUUCACUGAGUUGCCAAGAUGAGGCUUCUCCCAAGGCUGAUGGCAUUCCAGGCGAACCUCUGUUUAACUAUGCCAGUAUCCGCUUGCCCAAGGAGCACAUUCCCUUCUUUUUGCACAAUAACAGGCAUAUCGCCACGGUCUGUAAGAAAGACUCACAUUGUCCUUAUAAGAAACACUUAGAGAAUCUAAAAUACUGCUGGGGUUAUGAGAAAUCCUGCAAACCAGAGUUCAGAUUUGGUUACCCUGUCUGCACCUACGUCGACAUGGGAUGGACAGAUACCCUUGAAUCCGCCCAGGACAUAUUCUGGAAACAAGCUGACUUUGGAUAUGCGGGAGAGCGUCUGGAGGAACUGCAUGUGCUCUGCCAGCCUAAGGAAACGCAUGACUCAAGCCUGGUGUGUUCCCGUUAUCUUCAGUACUGCAGAGCAUCCAAUCUCUAUCUUGAUUUAAGAAACAUCAAGAGAAACCAUGACAGAUUUAAGGAAGAUUUUCUCCAGAGUGGUGAAAUCGGAGGACACUGCACACUGGACACUCGGACAUUGAUGUCUCAAGGUCAGCGCAAAAGCCCUCUGCAGUCUUGGUUUGCUGAGCUGCAAAGCUAUACUCAGCUCAACUUCAGACCUCUAGAAGAUGCUAAAUGUGACGUUGUUAUUGAAAAACCAACCUACUUCAUGAAACUGGAUGCAGGUGUUAACAUGUAUCACCACUUCUGUGACUUUAUCAAUCUUUAUAUUACUCAGCACGUUAAUAAUUCAUUCGGCACAGAUGUAUACAUCGUGAUGUGGGACACAAGCUCCUAUGGAUAUGGUGACCUGUUCUCUGACACCUGGAAAGCCUUUACUGAUUAUGAUGUUAUACAUUUGAAAACUUAUGAUUCCAAAAGGGUAUGUUUUAAAGAAGCUGUUUUUUCCUUACUCCCCCGGAUGCGAUACGGGCUGUUCUAUAAUACCCCUUUGAUAUCUGGCUGCCAAAACACGGGAUUAUUCAGGGCAUUUUCCCAGCAUGUGCUACACAGACUGAACAUCACACAGGAGGGACCCAAGGACGGAAAAAUCCGAGUCACCAUCCUUGCACGGAGUACAGAGUACCGGAAAAUACUAAACCAAAAUGAGCUGGUAAACGCACUGAAAACGGUAUCUACACUUGAGGUUCAGAUUGUCGAUUACAAAUAUAAGUAA
Messenger RNA from Leptonychotes weddellii (Weddell seal), 1612 nucleotides. The record is from RefSeq and is a predicted model, not a curated record. Lineage: Eukaryota; Metazoa; Chordata; Mammalia; Carnivora; Phocidae.